Molecule: messenger RNA, 2803 nt
Organism: Bubalus bubalis (water buffalo)
Lineage: Eukaryota; Metazoa; Chordata; Mammalia; Artiodactyla; Bovidae
Gene: TMBIM1
Product: transmembrane BAX inhibitor motif containing 1
Exons: 12
Coding region: 647-1573 (308 amino acids)
Biological process (GO): negative regulation of apoptotic signaling pathway
Cellular component (GO): membrane; Golgi apparatus; endoplasmic reticulum
Source: RefSeq, a predicted model, not a curated record
UUGAAACUGAACUGAACUGAACUGAACUGAAAAGGCAGAAGAUGAAACACAAAGAAGGAGGUGGAUGGGGCUGUGUUUCUGAAGCUGCAUCCAGCCCCGGUUAAUGCCACCUGUUUUCCUUAUCUGGACUUCCGAGCUGUUCUGGCUUGACUGGGGUCUCGGAAAUCACCCGCACUGAUGAUGCUGAAGGGUUAUGGGAGUACUGGGUGCCUGGGUCUUCCCAUGGCUUCCCCUUCCCGGGAGACUAGAGCCACCUCAGUUUCCUGGAGACCAGGGCUGGGAGGGAGGUCUUGAGUUGGCAGCCUUAUCUGUUUCUGAGCAGGAGGGCCAGGAGAACUGGGGGAGGGGAGCUGGUUGUGGCUCCGCCUCAGGGGUGUGUGCGCUGACGUCUGUUACUCUGUGUUCUCCGACAGUGGGCAGGGCUGGGAAUGAAAGUUCCAAACCCAUGACCAAGAGGGCCUUUCACUGGCUGGGCAGGAACUUCCUUGGCUCUGGGAUUUCCUAGUCUGUCAAGUGACCAGAUGAUUUCUAAAGUUUGUUCCAGCUCUGACGCUUUCAGUUUUCAGAUCCUCUCGGCUUCAUCCUGUUGACCUCCGAGGCCAGAUGGUCUCAGCAGCUGGGGUCUCUCCUCAGCCUUUGAGCCAUCAUGUCCCAUCCCAGUGCCCCUCCUCCAUAUGAGGACCGCAGCCCCCUGUACCCUGGCUCUCCACCCCCAGGGGGCUACGGGCAGCCGUCUGUCGUGCCCGGGGGGUAUCCCGCCUACCCACAGCCUGGCUACGGUCACCCUGCUGGCUACCCACAGCCUAUGCCCCCAGUCCACCCGAUGCCCAUGAACUAUGGCCCAGGCCAUGGCUAUGAUGGCGGGGAGAGAGCAGUGAGUGACACUUUUGGAUCUGGAGACUGGGAUGACAGGAAAGUCCGACACGCCUUCAUCCGAAAGGUUUACACCAUCAUCUCCGUCCAGCUGCUCGUCACGGUGGGCAUCAUCGCUGUCUUCACCUUCGUGAAGCCGGUCGGUGACUUCGUGAGGGCAAACAUGGCCGUGUACUACGCAUCCUAUGCUGUCUUCCUGGUCACAUACCUGACCCUCGCCUGCUGCCAGGGACCCAGACGCCGUUUCCCAUGGAACAUAAUCCUGCUGAUCCUCUUUACUCUUGCCAUGGCCUACAUGACUGGCACCAUCUCCAGUGUGUAUAAAACCAAAGCCGUCAUCAUUGCAAUGAUCAUCACUGCUGUGGUGUCCAUUUCAGUCACCAUCUUCUGCUUCCAGACCAAGGUGGACUUCACCUCGUGCACAGGCCUCUUCUGUGUCCUGGGAAUAGUGAUGACAGUGACUGGGAUUAUCACUGUCAUUGUGCUGGCCUUCAAAUACGUUUAUUGGCUGCACAUGGUCUAUGCCGCUUUGGGGGCCAUUUGCUUCACUUUGUUCCUGGCCUAUGACACACAGUUGGUCCUGGGGAACCGGAAGCACACCAUCAGCCCGGAGGACUACAUCACCGGUGCCCUGCAGAUCUACACAGAUAUCGUCUACAUCUUCACCUUUGUGUUGCAGCUCGUGGGGAGUCGCGAUUAAGGAGCACCUCCAGGGCUUUCCCUUCCCUAGAGGGCUGGGCCCUAUGAUCCUGGUCUGGGCCUACACCCAUUUCCUUCUCAAGUAAUACGCCCAUUUUUCUUUCUGUCCCGGGAUGGGCAGCUUCUCUCGCUGUGGAUGUAUAGGCACCUGGUGCGGCUGGAGGAACUAGGGACUAACUCUUGCCCUUAGUGGACAGAGCUGGGCCAAAGAUGUGUGUUUUCCCUCCACUCCACUACAGGGCACCAAAGCCUUAACAGCUGGGGUUGGAGUCGGGUGGGGUGAAAAGAGCCUAUUCUGUAGCUCAAAGGGAACAUGAGAAGGAGAAGGGACUUCCUGGUGAUAAGGUUUCCCCUCCCACUCCCGCCAUGGGCUUCUGGGCUUGACAGCUGGAACACUUUUCCUCUCUCAAUCCCAACAAACCCGGAGAGCUGUCCCCUGCCUCCUGGACUCAUAUCUUGUACUUUUUGGCAACCCGUGGCACCUUUCAACACAGGAAGGUAGAGGGGGUUUGUCUCCUUUGCUUCAACCCCUUCUUUUGAUAGCAUAUAUAUGAUGGUCUUCUGGGUCAGGGGUGGGGAGGAAGUGGAGAGUGAGCCAAAUCAAACAUUGAGGCCAGUUGAGAGCAGCAUCUGUCCAAGCUUCCUCAGGGCUUGUGUGGUAGAGAGCAGGCCCCCUGGCAGUCACCUGGUUCUCCGAUAGCCAUAGCACAGCUGCCCGGGGCCUCUCUGGUACUUCUGAGAUCUCUAUAGUCUGUGGGACCACUUGCUUCCUGUGCUCAGGCUGCUCAGAGUAGAAAGUGAGGGCAGAAGUCAGGAGAUGGGGUGGUGUGUAGGAUCACUAUGGCCAGGAAGUAACUAGGGUGAAGAGAGCCUAGGGUGUGGGCAGGGUCCCCCACCCUGUCAGACAGAUAUGGAAGCCUAUGUGGUACCCAACGGGCUUCCCUUCUGCUAACUGGGGAGGGCCCUGAGAGGAAGAAGCCCCUCUUAGUCUGUGAACUCACGCUGAGGGGAUUUAAGAUGCCCCAUCUCUCCAGCCAACUACCGCUUUCUUCAUGACACCAAGUGCCUCAAGCUGCAUGGGGAAGGGGGACAAGGGUCACUCUACGGGGUGGGGGUGGAAACCAAAACAGCCCAAGGAUAUAAUUAAGACUUCUUUAUUAAGUAUUUGGUCCUAAGUAUAUCCCACAAAGGGACGUAACUAGAAAUAAAAUUUUAUGUUUAGAAGGUAAAA